AUGCAAAUCUUCGUCAAGACCCUAACGGGCAAGACCAUCACCCUCGAGGUCGAGUCCUCGGACACGAUCGACAAUGUCAAGUCCAAGAUCCAGGACAAGGAGGGCAUCCCCCCCGACCAACAGCGCCUGAUCUUCGCCGGCAAGCAGCUCGAGGACGGCCGCACCCUCUCUGACUACAACAUCCAGAAGGAGUCGACCCUCCACCUCGUCCUCCGUCUUCGUGGCGGUGCCAAGAAGAGGAAGAAGAAGGUCUACACUACCCCCAAGAAGAUCAAGCACAAGCGCAAGAAGGUCAAGCUCGCUGUGCUCAAGUACUACAAGGUCGACUCCGAUGGCAAGAUUGAGCGCUUGAGGCGCGAGUGCCCCAACGAGACGUGCGGUGCUGGUGUCUUCAUGGCUGCCAUGGAUGACCGCCAAUACUGUGGCCGCUGCCACCUCACCUACGUCUUCGACAAGAACUAA
Molecule: messenger RNA, 462 nt
Organism: Scedosporium apiospermum
Lineage: Eukaryota; Fungi; Ascomycota; Sordariomycetes; Microascales; Microascaceae
Product: Ubiquitin-40S ribosomal protein S27a
Exons: 2
Coding region: 1-462 (153 amino acids)
Biological process (GO): protein ubiquitination; translation; modification-dependent protein catabolic process
Cellular component (GO): nucleus; ribosome; cytoplasm
Molecular function (GO): ubiquitin protein ligase binding; structural constituent of ribosome; protein tag activity
Source: RefSeq, a predicted model, not a curated record